Molecule: messenger RNA, 1380 nt
Organism: Photinus pyralis (common eastern firefly)
Lineage: Eukaryota; Metazoa; Arthropoda; Insecta; Coleoptera; Lampyridae
Exons: 4
Coding region: 555-1280 (241 amino acids)
Source: RefSeq, a predicted model, not a curated record
AGCUCAGUAAGGUGUUCUAACAUAAAAUAUUACUUUAGUCGAUUCUCCGUGAGGUGACAUUUGUGUAUGUGUUACGAGCCCUUGUGUGCAAAACGUAUACAGGGUGUCGUCAAAGAAUUGUGUGGUAGAAAUAAAAAAAAUGACAUUAAUUUUUAUUAUUUACAGAAUGUAGCGCUAAUGGUAUGUUAAGCCAUGUUACAUUGUGUUACAGAUGUUACAUUACGGUACGUUAAUGUGAUUUUAUAUUAGUUUACAGCUUUUCAUGCAAAUAUGAUGAAUAAGCGUGGAAAUGUUAGUUUGAUUUAACAGAUAAGCGCGAAGUGUUCACAUGUGUAACAGUUUAUUCAUCAACAUCAAUAAAGGUGUCUUACUAACGCUAUACUUACAUUUACUGAAGGCCGUUUUUAAUGACCGUAUUGACAAUAUGUGGGAAUUUGGGCAAUGACAUAAAUUUGUUGUUUAAUAAUCUAAUUUUCACACGAAGGGCUUACGCAAAUUUCGUUUCCGAAAUUGGUAAAUAAAUAGCGUGUUACCUACGUGUUUAGACCAUAUUUAUGAACAUGUGCGUCUUAAUUGUUUUACUUGGUACUGCGUUGUUCGCCACCAUUGAACCAGCUCAAUUACCAAGCUACAUUCCAAGGUGUUACCAGAACGACCGGAACAUAAACGAGUGCUUCAUAAGUGCCGCCAACAGUCUAAACGAGAACGUCAGAAGUGGGAUACCGGAACUCGGUUUGCGUCCGUUAGACCCGUUCGUUGCUCCCGACCUCAACAUAACACUCGAAUCCCCCAUCACUGAUCUGUUUGUCGCUACGCAACGAUUUACCUUUCACCGGUUUUACAAUUACCGAUUUACUUCUGCGGACAUUCGACCGAAAGAUGGCGCGGUAAGUGGCAGUGUAACCUUCCCCGAUUUAGGUGCAUCGGUAGACUACAUACUCCAGGGACAUCUCAUUAAUCUUCCAAUAGGCGGAGCUGGCGUUGCAAAAUUUAAGUUUGCAGCCAUCAAUUGCGAUUUUCUAAUCGACAAUUGGCUCGAGAAAGCGACUUGUGGCGAAAUCAAGUUGGAAUUAACGUGCAAAAUCGAAGACGUAGAGAUGAACUUUACCGGAUUAAGUAACGAAGAGAUGAUGAAUAGACUUUUGAAUCUGAGCUCCAAGCUGGUCGCAUCCGAAGUUUCCCCUGCGUACUCAAACAUUUUUAAGGCACUUUUGAGGCCGUUCCUGAAACGCUUGUGCAAAAAAUAUCCGCUGGGCGAAUUAUUUCCGCCGUCUUCCUAGUGUGACUAUUAAUAAAAUGUCUGCAAUUGUAGUAAAUGUUAGGUACGUGAUAUUUCUUACGGUAUUUUAAUAAAUAAAAUGAAAAGUUGCGGGAGUGUAA